AUGGAUCCCAGCUCUUCGAAAUAUUAUCACGAGGAUCAUAUAGAUCCAAACGAAUUUUAUGAGACUUACGUUGGUGCCACAGCAGAUAAAAAGCACACAGAGGAACUUUUAUUAUUCCCUCUGAAGGUACUUAGCAGUGAGUUAAAUUCAGGUUGUCUUAGAGGAAGCACCUUGAUCGACAUUUCAUUUGGCCCCUCUAUUUUCCACUUGUUACCACUUUGUAAAUAUUUUAAAGACAUCACUGUUCUAGAAGUUAAUGAACACUGUCUAAAGGGCCUACAGAAAUGGCUGAAUAAAGAAGAAGAUGCUUUGGACUGGUCUCAUGCCGCAAAGAUUGUUGCCGAACUUGAAGGAAACAGUGAGAAGUGGGUUGAAAAGGAAGAUGAUCUAAGAAGAUGUAUUAAAGGCAUAUUGCCAUGUGAUUUUACCAAAGAAAAUCCAACUGACCCUGUUGUGCUGCCAAAAGCAGAUUGCGUGUUUAACUUGUAUCUGCUGGGUACCAUUUCAAAAGACCUGGACAGUUACCGUCAUAAUCUAAAGAUAAUAUCUUCAAUGCUUAAAUUAGGAGGACAUCUUUGUUUGAUUGGGGGGUUUAAUGCAUCACAUUAUAAAGUUAGUGGGCACACAUAUCAUAUCUUAAAUUACAAUGAAGAGGACCUAAGAAAAGCUCUGAAGGAUUGCGGGUUUUUUAUUGAACGACCGGUCGUGACGGAAAGCAAAAUACGCAGUGAUGUUAUAUAUUAUCAUCAUGAAUUUUUUGCUUUUGCUGUCAAAAACAGAGAGCUUUAA
Pelobates fuscus (common spadefoot toad) is the source of this 789-nucleotide messenger RNA. RefSeq names its product indolethylamine N-methyltransferase-like. Gene Ontology annotation, cellular component: cytosol. Gene Ontology annotation, molecular function: N-methyltransferase activity. The record is from RefSeq and is a predicted model, not a curated record. The transcript is spliced from 3 exons. Bases 1 to 789 code for a protein of 262 amino acids. NCBI's taxonomy places the organism in Eukaryota, Metazoa, Chordata, Amphibia, Anura, Pelobatidae.